Molecule: messenger RNA, 1983 nt
Organism: Candidozyma pseudohaemuli
Lineage: Eukaryota; Fungi; Ascomycota; Pichiomycetes; Serinales; Metschnikowiaceae
Product: cell envelope integrity TolA family protein
Exons: 1
Coding region: 1-1983 (660 amino acids)
Source: RefSeq, a predicted model, not a curated record
AUGCCAAUCAUGAGAUUUUUCAACUUCAGCAACCACCCCCACGCCGGGGCCAACAGCUCUCUGGAAUCUGGCUCUCUGAACCAGUCCAAGAAGAGCUUGGACUUGAUCAAGUCCACAAACUCCAGUAAGACUUCGGUCGGCCAAGGCUCCUCGAUUCAAGGCUUGUGUCCCUCGACCAAGCUUCAGUUCCCCGGAACUGACUUCUCCCACUUCGAAGAGCUUCAGACCAAGUCCUACUCCUACCACAAACACAAUGCGCCUAUCUCAAGAGGUGUUUUCAGAAGAAGAGGUGCCAACACCCAGUCGCCAGCUGCGUUUGCAUCUAUCGGGGCCGCCCCAAACACCCUUCUUCACGACGGUACCUUCAGAACCUCAGAACUCCCUCUGAAGCCUACCUUACACAAACAGGCCUUGUCUUCCCCCACCAAGCCUGUUUCCCUCUACACUUCCCCAAACCAGCUCAAUGCCGAGCCCCUUAACCCUCCAUUCAUCGAGGAAACCCCCGAACCAUCCCUCCACUCCCCAGAGGUUUGUGUUCAAGUGGGACGCCGCAGAGUGCCUCACUACGCUGCCAGCAUCCCCGAGAUUCGCAAGAACAUUCCUGACGUAGAGAACCUUACUCUCUUCCAGGCUCUUGAUUUUGCCCUGCUGACGAAGAAGCUUCCUAUUCUCAGGGAGCUCCUCAAGCAGGUUGUUGUCACCGAGUGUGUCAAGAACACCCCACGCUGCAUCCCAAGCCUGAGGCUCGAUGCCUUCCUCGCCGAGUCCCACAAGGAGUCGUUCACCCAAAGGCUCUUGGAAUUGGGCGAGGACUACGCUGGAGAUGUCGUUGAACCAGCGACCUCCAGCCACCCAGUUUCGGAUGGUCCAGCUUUUAGACCUCGCGACGCUUCGGUCACAUUCCUGGCACCCUGCCACAACAACCCCGUCGACCACACCGACGACGUGGAAGUUGAAAAGAGGGACUCCCGCUGCCGCCGUAUUGCCGCUGCAAUCAGCCGUGUUUCUCACCGCUGGUCGGCUCGUGCUAAGGUGUUCAGAGAGCACUGGCGCGAGAACAGAGAGUUGAGAGAAAGCAAGAGCAAGAUCAAGAGAGAGAUCAAGCUUGAGAAGCGCAACAUCAAGAUGCUCGAGAGAGAAAAGCAGUUGGCUGAUUUGGAUGCCCGCUUGCUGGAGGUUUCCCACAACUGGAAGCAAGAGCACAAGGACCACAAACAGGCCGAGUUGCAGAGACAGAUUGCAGCCAAGCAGGCUUCCAACAGACGCAAGUUGGAGAUGCUCGAGUACCAGGCCGUCGUUGCCAAGGCCAACCGGAAGGUUGCCAAAAAGUACAAGCAGGCCCAGGCUGCUAAGGAAGCCGAAGAUGCCAAGUACGCUGCCUACCUCAAGGCCAUGAAGCACAAGGCCAAGAAGGUAGCCCAGACCUCCAAGGGCCACAAGGCGGGUUGCAAGGCCAAGGCCCCCAAACCUUCCCAGAAGCCUUCCCCCAAGAAGGCCUCCCAGAAGAGCCCCAAGCCUUCUCCAGUGGUGCCUUCCCCAGAACCCCAACCCUACCAGGUUCUCAACGCUAGAGAGAUGGAAGCCAACCCAUGGCACCUCACCGGCGACUCGGAGCUUCGUGAAGCCAUUGCUCGUGAGAGACCAGUUCUCGGCGUCAAGCCCAAGAAGACCGCCAUUGGGUCUCGGGUUGUUUCUGUGGCACCUACUGUUCACUCGAACGAGGUGUUGCCAGAGCACGUUUUCGUUUCCACGCCGCCCAAGCCCAAGCCCAAUGCCGACGCCGGCUUCUACAUUCAGCCUAUCCGUGUUGAUGCUCCUCCUCCUCCCAAACCGGAGGGCAAGCCUGUUUGGGAGAGAGAUAGCUACAAGGCCAACCGUGAGAAGUGGAAGGAUGUGAAGCAGCUUCGCUACAUUCCCGAGGACUCUGAGCUCACGGGAAUCAAGGGCAAGCUUAGAAACGUCGGGUUCCAGUUCUGGAACUGA